UGAAAAUAACACCAGCGGGGUGUGGGAGAGAGAGAGAGAGUGGUGGCUCCAUCUGCCGUGAAAAUAACAGUCAUGAUAAAUAAGGCGGAGUGUAUCUGUAUGUCAUGAAGUGGGACACCGCACAUUUCCACCAAUUAUGGGUUCCCGGCUAAGAGAGAACCCAAGGCGCCUGUUUGAGUGCUGGUGCGAAGUGGUUGGGCCAAAAGGUACAGACCGACCACCAUGGAUCAUCCAAAAGUUUCCAGACAGUUACAGCAAAGAGGAGAGGGAAAAAGAGAUUCUCAAGAGUGUCCCACAGUUUGCAUUUCCCUGUUCCUUUGACAGCACAAAUGUCCAGCAUUUUUCAUUUGUUUUGACAAGUCUUGACUCCAAAUGGACGUAUGGAUUUUGCAGACAUGCUCCUGGUUCAGAAACAGCACUAGUUAUACUCUCACAUUUGCCAUGGCACGAAACAUUUUACAAGCUUCUCAACCAUUUAGCUGAUAUGAUAGGCAAUGAAAGAACUCAGGAUAUGACAUCAUGCCUUCAGAGUAUUUACUGCACAAAGGUUCCACUGCCUGGAUCUGAAAUUGCCGUGCCCUAUGGAGAUAAUAAGUUCUUUGUUGCUCAGUGCCCCAACCACCUGAGACUUCCAACCAUUCCUGAAAAUAGAAACCUUUCAGAAUACUACAAUGCUGUCGAUGCAAACAACAUGAUGAUAAUCUUUGCAUCGAUGCUCCACGAAAGAAGAAUCAUAAUGGUUUCUAAACGUCUCUCAAGGCUCUCGGCGUGUGUUCAGGCAGCCAAUUCAAUUAUUUAUCCCAUGCAAUGGCAACAUAUCUUCAUUCCAGUUUUACCAGAACAUUUGACAGAUUAUCUCUUAGCACCUAUGCCCUAUCUCAUAGGUGUCAAUUCUUCGCUUUUAUCAAAAGUACAAAUGGAGGACAUUGGGGAAGCCGUUAUAUUAGACGCAGAUAAUAAUGUGGUGAAGACUCCCUUUAAUGAUCUGGAGACUCUGCCAGAUGAAGUGAUCAUUAAUUUGCGAAGAAGUCUGAAGAAUCCAAACAACAUGCUAGGUGAUCAUGUGGCACGUGCAUUUUUAAGAGCACUUGUCCAGAUUAUUGGAAAUUACAAAGAAGCUCUACAGUUCAGGGAGGAAGAUUCAAAAAUUACUUUCAACCGAGAAAAGUUUGUUAAUAUCCGUCCGAAUACUUUCCAGCCAUUUGUAGAAAAAAUGCUAGAGCUUCAGAUUUUUCGACAGUUCAUUGAGGAGCGCUUAGAUCGUCUUAACUCAGGCAAACAAACUUCUGACGAAUUUGAAUUAGAAGUUAGUGUUCACUGUGAGAAGUCGUCGUCAAAGAUGAGACAGCAGUAUAAGCAGUUUGUUACCAAUGUUCGUAAGGAAGGCGGUGCCAUUAUGAAGUCCGUAAAGAGUAAGAGCCCGUUUAGACAUCUGAAAAGUAACACCACCACCAACCCUGCUGUUAAGUCUGCUGUUAAAACCGUAACCAAAGGUGGGAAGCAGGUCAAGGAAAAGAGUCGACAAACGUACAAAGACAUCCGUGGGAAAAUCAAAGAGAUUCAUCAACCCCGGAUUGGGGAUGAUGGAAAUGCCCCAGCUUGGGUCAAUGGUGAUUCGCCUCAAAAGCCCCGCUCAGCACCUUCAUCGCCCGUGAUGGGUGUCAAACGGAGGCCUCGUACCGUUGGUGGUAAUGUCCCAGGAUUCUCAGCAAAAACAACCUACAAGAGAGCUUCACAGAUCAAUAUUAGAGAAGACAGUAGUGCGCUUCCAGGAACACGAAAGUACGAGCUCAUUGAGAGUGGCAUUAUGUCUCCGAGUUCAGACAGUCUAAGUACUCCCUCACCUCAAAGUAUAGAUUUGAUGGGUGAGAUGGAAGAAAUAAUCAAAGCAAAGUUAGGCGACGAUUUUGAAGAACUAGCGUCGAGUAGGAGCAACGAUUCAAUACAGAGCAGUAUUUCUAGUAGUGCUGGGGAAAGUCCAGGCUCAGGGUCAGCGUCAGGAUCUGCGUCAACUAUAACUGUAAGGAAAAAUGUGAAGGACCAUCCCCCGUCAGGGUUGACUGCCAAAAAACUGAGCAAACCUAUACUGGCCCCUUUGGCCAUUAAUGUUAAUGCUGCGGAAUGGAUGUGUAAGAGCUAUGUGUAUCGUGGGCAGCUGAGUGCGAGCCUCACCUCUCUUCCUCUCAUUGACCUCUCCUUAAACAUAGAACUUCCUCCUCCCAUAAUGGCAUCUUUUGGCUACCGUUUUCCUGUCACCUUUGACGAUGACAGUAAUGGUGGUGGUGAAGAUGGGGAUGGUUUAGGCAGCUCCUCGACUUCUCAUUUUCGUUCUCCUAAGCUUCUGCACGAUACAGAUUUCACUGCCCCUGAAGCUGAUAACUCAGUAGUGGACUCACAUUUAUGGGGGCAUACCCAUCUCCCUUCAUCAUCUACUUCUCACUCUGCUAACGAUGGCUCCAACAUCUCUGCUGUAUGUACAAGCUACUCAACAAUUCCAAGGGAGCAUAAAAAAUCAGGCACGCGCCGUGGGCAGUUUCGUGAUUGCUCUGCCUCUAAGUGUACUAUUCCAGUCUGUAAAACUAUAGCCACCAAAAUCACCACUGAUUUUCCUGCCACAUGUUAUGCAUCCUCUGCCUUGUCUCCUGCUAAGUUGCAUUCUCAGUGUGGGCAUGCUUCUCUUUCACCAUCAAGGUCUCCUCAGCAACCACGUCGUGUAGUUGGUUUGGAAUCCUCCUCUGUAUCUUCUGUCCGUAGUAGCACCGAUUUUCCUAAGUAUGGGGCGAGUCAAGCUUUUUCUGCAUCUUUAUCCAAAUAUUCCACAACUAAACAGGGUACCCCAGGGUAUUUUUAUUCUAAGCUAACAAAAUCCAUUGAUGAUGAUGCCCCAGUUGCUGAAUUUGAAGCCAUAGAGAGUUCUGAAGAUUUCAUAUUGUGCUCCCCUGUAAAUAUACCACACGCCACAUUUUCCUCUUCGCAGCCUGGGUAUGCUGGAAAUCUCCUUUUCUUUUCCUCUGCUUCACAAACAACAGAUAUCAUGACUAUGAGCCUGCCAGCUGUUUUGACCAGCAUCUCACCACCACUACAAAGUCCUUCUCAAGGGAGAAGUUUAUCUCCAGCACUAAAUCCUCCUCAUUCUCCUUUAUCACCUUCAUCCUAUUAUCCUCCUAGUCCAGAUCCUCCUCGUCCUUCCAGCACUCAGUCCAGGCAUCCUGACAAAUCCCUCAGCCCUUUACCCCCACCUCCCCCAUCCCUAGGCCGUCGAACAAGGAGCCCUAGCCCCCACCAUGGCUUGAAUCAGGGUUCUGGUGAGGAGGAGGAUGGGAAUGGUCAAGACCUCAUCUUUCUGGAAUCUCCCCAAGAUGAGAUUUUUGAUCCUCUGUUAUCAAAAGAUAUCACACCAAAACACAAGCGACCUACACAAUCACCGCCGCCUAUCCCCACAACAAAAUCCACUUCAAAUCUUCCAGGUAAAUUGAAUCAUAAAGAUCUGAGUGGAAGUGCUAGUACAUCUCACCUUCCUAGUAAAAAUGUACCUCAUCCAGCUUUAGCCAGGACAGCUGCUAUCAACACCACAGGCUUGCCUAAUGCAACACCAAAUAGAACUUCAGAAUAUCGACCACUCACCCCUUUCCAGUCAUCAGCACCAGAAUACCGUCCAUUCUCCACUCUGCAGACAAAUUUAGGUGUGCCAGUUGGGUGUCAAAAUCCAAUUUAUAAUCAACACAAACCACUUGGAGAGCAUCCAUUACCCAAUGCAACAAGAAGUGGUAGUGCUACAGCAGCCUUUGCAACAAGUAUGCUGUCUAGAGCCCCUGACGAAUCAUCUCUGAACAUGGUCAACAGAUCAAGUCCAUAUGUGCAGUUUGAACCCCCAGUGAGUCAUGCAACCAAAGGUCUGAACAGUUCCUCUUCUCAACCACAGAGGCCACCCCGUUUGUCACAAAAAGACCUUUUGGGUGAUUUUUCUAAAGACUUUCAGAAGCUUAGUGUAAAUAGCCCUUCCAGAGCAGCAUCUCCCGCUAAUAAUAAUAAUACAAUUUUGAAUAACAACAAGACUUGCGAUGCUAUUCACGCAGCUGAGUCGGAUUCGGCAGAUCAAAGUGAAAGUAAAUGGGCAACAUUUGAUUAAUCCGUAGAACUAUAACCAAGGUGUUCAAUUAUUACAAAUGAAAGUUGGAAGUAAACCAAGCUUGUUCUGUAACUGUAGAUGAUUAUCGAUAAUCAUGGUUGUGAUGCAGUUCGUUUAGGUAAAAAAGAAAAAAAAAAAAGACAGAAACCUUGUUUACGUAAUUACUGUAAAUAUUUUGUAGAGAUCUUGCAUAUGGUUGUCCAUAUUUGGAUGGCAGAAAAUGCUUGCUGUCCAAAUAUGCACAGCAUUGUAUAAAUGUAUAACUCCAUAUUUUCAUAAAAAUUUAUAUUCUCAUUAGGUUUAGUUCAUUCCUAGUUUGUAUUCAUUGGAAAGCCAAAGAUGAUGCUUAUAAUGGCUUCUCUGUAAGCCUUUCAUACUAUCAUGCAGUCUAUGCUGGCAUUUCAUAACAUUCGACAUAGAUUUUUAAAGGAUAUUUCUAUGUAAGCAUUCUUUAAGCUUUUCUCCUUGUAGUUUAGUAAGGAAUCUGACAGCUUUCAUGAUAGAAAGCAGUUGUUAACAUUUCUAAAGUUUUAGAGACAAUUCUGUAGAAGUGCUGUGCAUAGUUCAUUUAUUUUUUUCCUGUGCAACUCGUGUUUGUGAGCAAAAUGAAACAACAUUCAUGUCCAUGUUCUUGAUGACCUAUUGAUAUGUAUAUGCACUUGUUUGCCGACUUUUGACGCACACUGUUUGUUUACUGUAUUCAAUUUUUGCUAUGGGAUCAGUCAUUACAAGUUAUAAUCAUCAUGUGUUAAUUCCCAUCCUUUCCCCCGGUAGAAUUUUUUGUAUGUACGAUCCCCUUUUCAACUGAGACAUCGAGUUGUGAGAUUUUUGUAAUUCAUCCAUCUAAUCCAGAAGACAAUAUUUCAUAAGAACUUUGUUGUAGUAUUUAGGAAAUUUAAGACUUUUUCUGUGGUAUGAUUUUUUUUAUUUACAAAGGUAAAGGAAGAGAAGGCGCUGGUAAGUGUUAAGUGUUUAAAGAAAUUUUUGUUUUCCUUUGUAGAGAAGCUAGAUUUGCACAAACCUUGAUUUACAUGAACUACCCUUCAAUUGGAAUGUAUUAUACCUCUGUAUUACUAUCCUGCCAAAGCACAAAUGACAGCCAUGUACCACAUAAACUUGACAAAAUCAUGCAACACUCCUUUAACUUGGUGCGACAGAAAUGUUUUGUUGAUAAUUUAUAAGUUUAUCUGUUGUGGUAAUCCCUUGAUUAUCUACAUUCAUUUAGCCAAGGCUUGCCAGGAUAUGAGUGUAAUUUGAGCAUAGAACAGGUUUUGCAACUGCUAAGUCAUGACUGUAGUCUACUAUAGGCUACUAGUAACCCCUUAUGCCCCAAAGAGCAAAAGGACAUGAGCUAUAUGCAGUGUGGCACUUAUUUGUAUAGGAGGGAAGCAAUAUGUCAAAUUGACCUAUGGCUAAGUGUUAUCUGGAAAAUUACUAUCACCAUUUUUGAUAUUUUUUAUGUAAAUUCUAUUUUUAUCUCCUGAAAAUUUAGUGGGAUCUGUUAUCUGCAAAGUGGUUAAACCGGAAAAUUCAAAUGCCAGAAAGCUUUUCAACAAAGUUGAGUUGGCAACAUCUAAUAGCAAAUCAUGUAAAGCCAUUAAUAUUCUUUUGGCAUUCAAGGAAACAACCAUUUUUUAUCAGAAGCAAUACAUUGGACGUAAGGUAGCGUAUGGAGAUAGCCAAAUUCUUUUAACUGAAAACUCCAUUUCAUGUAUACCAUACCUCAUAUCUGUCAUGUUUACUGCUUCUAACUGUUUACUGGUAAUUUGUUUGGUAAUCAGUAGGGAAACUAACUUUCAAUGGUUAUUGAAAAUCUUUGGACAUAAAUGAACAAUGUAAUUUAAGUAUGACUGUAAAACUUAUGGAUGCCUACCCUCGUUUUUUCACUGAAUACAUCUCAUUGACCAGGAACUAUCUGGUAUUGCUUCAAUGCAGCCUUGCAGUUUUCACUGCUUUAAGAACAGAGCCUGUAGACACAGCUAGAAAUUACUUGGUUGUUUGGUUAAACUACUAUAUAGAUGUAAUGCUUCCUAUACAUCAACAGCUACAAAAUACUGAUAAUAAGGAUUUUCUGUGUGCAGCUUUGAGAAAUAAUGACUAUAGAUAAUGAAGGGAUUAUUUUACUUUUAUAUGUGUAACGUAAUAAACAGGAAAUGAAUUAGUGCAUGUGUAUUGCCAUCAUAUCAUUCAUUAAAUGCAUCAUCCAUCAUAUUUUUUUAAUUAUGUAACCUUGAAUUGUUUAGCUAUUUUAUUUCAUUUUUUUUUAAUUGUUGUAGGAUGAAAGCGCUAAGAAUGUAACGAAAGUACAUACAUAUGUCCUUGAUUUUCUUGGAUAUAAAGAUUCUUUAUUUCUUAUAUAAAUAUGACAUAGAAAUAACAAGAAAUUUUUGGGAUGCCUGUAAAAGCAAACAUUAAAAAUCAGAUGUAUUUUAA
This is a messenger RNA of Macrobrachium nipponense, 6562 nucleotides long. RefSeq names its product DENN domain-containing protein 1B-like. Bases 137 to 4129 code for a protein of 1330 amino acids. Gene Ontology annotation, cellular component: intracellular membrane-bounded organelle; cytosol. Lineage: Eukaryota; Metazoa; Arthropoda; Malacostraca; Decapoda; Palaemonidae. Gene Ontology annotation, biological process: endocytosis; endocytic recycling. The record is from RefSeq and is a predicted model, not a curated record. Gene Ontology annotation, molecular function: phosphatidylinositol phosphate binding; guanyl-nucleotide exchange factor activity. The transcript is spliced from 18 exons.